Messenger RNA from Penicillium alfredii, 2274 nucleotides. Its product is annotated as J domain-containing protein. The coding region runs from base 1 to 2274 and encodes 757 amino acids. Gene Ontology annotation, biological process: cristae formation. The transcript has 4 exons. Lineage: Eukaryota; Fungi; Ascomycota; Eurotiomycetes; Eurotiales; Aspergillaceae. The record is from RefSeq and is a predicted model, not a curated record.
AUGGCCUCUCCCUUCAACCAGCCCGCCGGGGCGCGGGAGUUCGGCGCGGCCCUGGAAGAUGACGGCCUCGACGCCGACUACAGCAUGAUCGCGGACUAUGCGGAGGUCGACUACUACGCCUUGUUGGGCCUCUCACAAAAGCCUCCCCCGACCGACACCGAGAUCCGUUCCGCCUAUCGCACCUUGACUCUGAGCUUCCAUCCGGACAAACAACCGCCGCACCUCCGCGAGGCCGCCGAGCAUCAUUUCAACCGGAUUCAGGAGGCGUACAACACGCUGAUCGACCCCAAUAAGCGCACUGUGUAUGAUAUCCGGGGCGCGGAGGGCGUGAAGCAAGAAUGGGGCCCUCUUGGGGCGAUGGGUCGUGGUGGGGAGGCGCAACGACAGGAGGUUGGUGUUAAGGCUAUGUCGCCGGACCAGUUUCGUCGCUGGUUCUUAAAGACUAUGAAGGAGCGAGAGCGGAAAGCCAUUGAAAGCUUGGUUUCUAGCCGGAGCGCAAUUACUUUGGGAGUGGAUGCGUCCACGGCGAUCUCCGUCAAUGAAGAAGAUAGCGAUGUCACGUUUCAUAUACCGUCUCCUAAACUGGCGACAUAUGCUCUCGCGUAUAACUUCAAGGCUCCUAUAUUUACGCCUCCAUUCUGGAGUGAAAGGGCAGACGAGGAUGUCCAGAAAGAGGAUGCGGAUGCGGAAACCGAACAACGCGACGAGGACCCCGAACCUGUUGAGGUGACGCUCAAUGCAAGCAUCGCAGGCAAGCUAGUCCAGCCAAAGCAGACCGUCACAGUGGAGUAUGAAGAUGGCGCAGAGGGCGAGGAAUCAAUAUUGCUGCCGAAAAUGCUGGCGUCCCAAAACAUCACUGUGGGAGCCACGGUGACACCCAACAUGGCAAGCUUGGUGGGCACCAAGGGCCUUUGGAGCAAAUCCCCUUUCUCGCUUCUCAAGGACUCGUCGGUCACGGUGGAAACUCUUCUCCUUCCCACUCCCACCCUGAAAACGAAUAUUAUUCGAGCUUUCCAGCCGGUUCCCGGCAUCAAGCCAUUCCAGGUCAAUGCGAGUAGCAUCAUCACGCGCUCCCUGUGGGAGACAUUGCCUUCUUUUGAGGUCCAAGUUUCCAAGCAAAUUGCCGAGAGGAAAAUUGCCGUUUGCACUUGGUCUAGUGGUGUUUUGGGCUGGCCCGGCGCACUUCUGGAGCGCUUCUCUUCUCUCGGGAUGGGAAUUCAAACCGCGGCUACCUCUGCUAACGAGACCAGCAGCCUACAAAUCGGCUUGAUCUCCGUCCCCAAGGUUCCAGCAAAUGCGAUUGAACUUGACGAAGAAGACGAAGACGAGGGCCUGCGUUAUAUGUUAGAAAGACAGCGCAGGAUUGAUCAGGCAGCGGAAUCCUGGCAGACUCACCUCCAACUGUCUCCUGCUGGAGGCGGCCUUGUUCUCACAUAUUCACGAAACCUUUUCUCGGGCACGCCAGCCGACGACCCUGUGAAGACCGAGUGGAGCUCCGAGGGCUAUUUCCCAUUACCCAAAAUGGAGCAGGCACGCGCUGUGCGAUUGGAGGUCUCCAGCAUAAUUGGGCUGAACAUGUCCCUGAGUUGGAGUGUCAAGGGUGUGCGACGGGUCGGCGAGCACACGCGGCUGGGGCUUGGCGUCGGCAUCGCGGAGAAUGGUCUCAUCAUGACCGUCUCGUGGAGCCGUCUUGGCCAGAGCAUCAAUCUUCCUGUUACCGUGUGUCCUGCCGGUGAGGCCAACCACGACGCGGCAGUGCUGGCUACUAUCUUCCCGUGGUUGGCAUAUUGCGCGGUUGAAUUUGGGUACAUUCGUCCCCGCAAUCGCAAGAAACGUCGACAAGCCGCGGCUCGGCGCCACCACGAACUGAAAAAGCUCAUCCCUCAAAAGCGAGAGGAGAGCCAGCAGGCCAUCGAGCUCAUGACCGAUCAAGUCCAGCGCCGGCAGGCCCGCGAAGAGGCGCAAGAUGGCCUGGUGGUUACCAAGGCCGAAUACGGCUAUGUUCCUCCGACAAGCAAGAAACCCAAGCCUGGGUUCACGGAUUCCAGGCUCAUUGAUGUGACCAUUGCGGUGGCGGCGCGGGUUGACCGGGGUCAAUUGGUUAUUCCUCAGGACAUACUCAAGUUCCAAAUCAUGGGCUUCCACGACCCGGCGCCGCUGCUACCCAAACGCCUGAGGAUCUGGUAUCGCUUCCAGGGCCGAGAGCAUUUUGUCGAAGCCGGCGAUAAGGAGGGCAUUGCGUGCCCCAUGCGAACGCAUUUGAUAUCCCCUUGA